AUGAAGGAGGUCGUUGGUACGCCGACUUUGACGCGUUUGCUGGCGAGCGUUUCCGCUUCAGUGUUAAGCGUUUGGAGGACGUGCGAAGUGACGGAUAUUGGUGCCUUUGCGCCGGAGGGGAUCAUGCUACCUGCGACAACAGUUCUGCAAUAUGUUGCGACCAGUUUAAAGGAUUCAACCCAGGAGAGACUUCACCUCACCCACGAAGAGGGGGACACAGUGCUGUUGUUGGAAGUACUGGUUAAGCUGGACGUCGUAGACGUGGCAUGGGCACCCAAUCUGAGAAUCCUGAGAAUGCUGGGCGUCACAUCGAGCGCCGUGGGCAGCGCUGUCAACACCGGUGGGGUCGUAACUGCUGCCUCCAUGAAAGAGCAUCGUCUGGAUGAGAUUCCUGUAGCUGCAGAGGACGUAGGAGACGCUGUAACGUGCUUACUGCAUACUAUUCUGUUCACACGAGCUCCCGGACCAGUGCGUCCAAGCGAAGCGACAUGCCACGCUUUCCCGAACAUCACGUACGCUUUGUGCGCUGUAGGGGAUGUUAGCCGUAAAGUGGACCACGCGGUGCGUAGCUUCGAAGAGGCGGCGGUACUUGGAGGAAGUAGUUAUGUCAUGGGGACGAGCAACGGAAUGAUGCCGGCGUAUGGCCAACCGCCUAACAAGUCCCUAGGGACAAGCAAUGUCAGAGGAGCCAAUAGUGGCUACAUUGUGGUGACGUUCUUCGAGCGGAAGGUGAAGAAGGCGUUGUUCGGACUUAUGUCCAAUGAGGAGAAGACAGUCUUUGAGAAAUGGAUCAUUCCGUUCACAGUCACGUCGUCACCCGCAGCGUCACAAGGGGAGACGGAAGCAGCGUUGCAGAAUGCGCUGCUGCACAUUUUAACGGCCGUGCAGAGUAUCGAACACAUUCCUGCGGCAAUGUAUGACUUCGAAAUCACAACAUUCAAUGGCCUAGAAGAGGCUCAAGUUGGCACCUGGCCUUUAAAGACUCCACGACAUCUGCAAGUUCACGACUCGGGUCCGUCUGUGACGAACGGAUACCAGCCAGCACUUUUGCUACAAGGCCUGGAACUUGGGUUUCCGUCAGUAUCGAGGAUUCCUAUCGAGGCCGUCUCGCGUCAAGAUAGCAAGGUCGGACGACAACGCACGUUCGACCGCGGCUUCUUCAUUUUGGCUAAACUGUAUCCUCAUACACAUCAACCUUACGACGUAACGCACUGGAAGUCUUAG
Messenger RNA from Phytophthora infestans T30-4, 1224 nucleotides. RefSeq lists its product as uncharacterized. The coding region runs from base 1 to 1224 and encodes 407 amino acids. Gene Ontology annotation, cellular component: phagophore assembly site. The transcript is spliced from 7 exons. The record is from RefSeq and is a predicted model, not a curated record. Gene Ontology annotation, biological process: autophagosome assembly; autophagy. NCBI's taxonomy places the organism in Eukaryota, Oomycota, Peronosporomycetes, Peronosporales, Peronosporaceae.